Messenger RNA from Cladophialophora immunda, 1954 nucleotides. RefSeq lists its product as uncharacterized. The transcript has a single exon. The coding region runs from base 101 to 1954 and encodes 617 amino acids. Gene Ontology annotation, biological process: water transport; glycerol transmembrane transport. The record is from RefSeq and is a predicted model, not a curated record. NCBI's taxonomy places the organism in Eukaryota, Fungi, Ascomycota, Eurotiomycetes, Chaetothyriales, Herpotrichiellaceae. Gene Ontology annotation, cellular component: plasma membrane. Gene Ontology annotation, molecular function: water channel activity; glycerol channel activity.
CUCCUGGACUAAUCUCCAUCUUUGUCUCUCUUAGUCGUUUAUACGUUUGGUGUUCGUGAUUCCUCUUCUGUUCAAGUAUCAUUCAGCACCAUUGAACGCCAUGUCGCGAGAUCUCCCUUCAGUCCGAGCCAGCCCCCACUCAUUUGCCCAUGAUGCGAGGAGAUUAAGAUCGGUACCUACGCACGAAUCUGUUCCUUUCUCUCUCGCAGGUCCGAGAGUUAGCCAUCCUUCCAGAGAACAACGGAGUUUUGUCAGUCAGGAAUAUCAAGAAUCCUGUCCCGAAUAUGGACAGCCGCCUAACGAGCCGAUCUGGGGUUUGGCGGCACCUUUGCCCCGAGUCAGGCGUCGAGGUAUGCGGUCUCCAACCACGAGACUGGAGGGAGAAUCCACAGAGGAGCCAACACGAACCCGGCGGCAUGCUCGCGAGCCAGCACAGCAACAAUCGUCCACUGGAAUACCCCCAGCACCUCGGAUGGAGGCCAGCCCUCUCAGGCACGGAGAGCAGCAACAUGACUAUCCGCCCCGGAGAAGUGCUGAUACUCAAACUUCUACUCGGGGGCCAGAUCUCCUUCGUCGAGCAACCACUGCCAAUGUCUCCUCAUAUCUUAGCGAUCCAAUUGUCCCGCACAAUACUGUCCAACAACCUGGCAUUCUCAGCGCAGAAACGAGGCGGAAGGAACGCGAACUGGUUGCUGAGAAUAUCAGUGCACACGACAAAGCCCGUACGUCAUCUACAGAAGGACAGAGGGAUGAGGAAAUUCAAGGGACCGGUACCCACGCCUACACGUCUCCGAGCGGCUCGACGGCCCAUGAUUCUUCCAUAGAUCGGACGCAAGAGUUGGUCGUUGGACACGAACUGGAACGGGCCGUGAGGAGUGAGUCAGCUGUUGAAUCGGCCCGGCGACGACUACAGCAACUUGCAGACACGGCUGAGUACGAAAGUGGCUUGCGACAGUGUCCACCGAACAUUGACUGGGAAGAAUAUCAUCCCUCAGGAGACACGUUGCUAGAACGGUUCUCGCAACUGCAUGACCCCUCUCGCCCACGAUUCUACAAUGCCUGGGGGCCCAUACGGCAGAAAUAUCGGAGGCCGUUCGCCGAAUUUCUCGGCACCCUGGUCUUCAUGACGCUGGGUCUCUCGGGAUCUAUCGUUCACAUGACCGCGGGCAGCGACUAUGGAAGUCUCCUUACUGCGUACAUGGCAUGGGGGUUUGGCGUGAUGAUGGGAAUUUAUAUUGCAGGUGGGAUCUCUGGUGCUCAUCUGAACCCCACGAUCUCAGUCGUCCUGUCCAUCUUUCGUGGCUUUCCAUGGCGGCUCUGCUGGCAAUAUAUUGCCGCCCAGUUCCUUGGCAGCAUCACCGCGGCGGCACUCGUGUUUGGUCUCUACAGUGACGCCAUCGACCAGUACACGGCUUCAGACAUUGCGCGCGUCGGACCUGCCUUCUACACGCAACCCCGUGGAGGAUUGAGUAAUGUCGCUGCCUUCUUUAACGAAUUUGUCGCCACCGGGAUCGCAGCCUGCUCCGUGCUCGCACUAGGGGACGACGACAACGCACCGCCGGGAGCAGGUAUGCAUGCAUUUAUCAUCGCCCUACUGGUCAUGGCUCUCUCCAUGGCCUUCUCCUACAACACUGGCGCAGCUCUCAACCCUGCGCGUGAUUUCGGGCCCCGUCUGAUAACAUUAAUGGCGGGCUCAGGUAUCCAUGUGUUCACCCAAGAUAGUUGGUGGUGGAUUUGGGGACCCUGGAUCGCUACGCUCACUGGUGGACUCGCGGGUGCGAGCGUUUAUGACAUUCUCAUCUUCAAAGGCGGAGAGUCUCCCAUCAACUACCCCAGCGGCGCCUUAAGGGUGGAAUUGAAUAGCUCAUGGAAGGAGAUAAGGCACAAAUCAAAGAUAGGACGGGGAAAGGAUAGCACAGGGGAUGUCAAUAAGGAGAUCAAUCUUGUUGCUUGA